Messenger RNA from Xenopus tropicalis (tropical clawed frog), 2075 nucleotides. RefSeq names its product keratin 15, type I gene 2 (gene krt15.2). The transcript is spliced from 8 exons. Gene Ontology annotation, molecular function: structural molecule activity. NCBI's taxonomy places the organism in Eukaryota, Metazoa, Chordata, Amphibia, Anura, Pipidae. Bases 79 to 1410 code for a protein of 443 amino acids. Gene Ontology annotation, cellular component: intermediate filament. The record is from RefSeq and is a predicted model, not a curated record.
GGCAACAAGGUUACUCGCACUGCGGGCUGAAACGCUGUAAGACACGCGUCGCUCUUGGAACCAUCUCCCACCAUCGCAAUGAGCUAUAGCCUCUCUCAGAGCAGCUCAUCUAGAAUGAGCAGUGGAAUCUCCUCCAGGCUCUCUGAUGGGAUCUACAGAGCUGCUAGUAUGCAAGGGGGUUAUGGAGGAUCUGGCGUUUCCAUGUCCAGUGCCAAGUUCACAUCAGCAGCUGGGUCAGGGAUGGGCUUUGGCUCUGGAUUUGCCAGUGGGGCAUCCGCUGGUAGUGGGGCCUUCUAUGGAGCCAGCUUUAGUUCAGGGGGUGGAGAUGGGCUGCUGUCUGGCAAUGAGAAGUACACCAUGCAGAACCUAAAUGACCGCCUUGCCAGUUACUUGGCUAAAGUGAAGACUUUGGAGGUGGCCAACACUGACCUGGAGGCCAAGAUACGUGAUUGGUAUUCUAAGCAAGGGUCAGUCGCUGUCAGUGAACAAAGCUUUGGAACCUUGUACACCUCUAUUGGUGAACUACGUCAAAAGAUUUUAGCUGCCACCAUUAACAACUCAAAGCUUGUCCUGGAGAUCGACAAUGCAAGAUUGGCUGCUGAUGACUUCAAACUCAAGUAUGAGAAUGAGUUUUCCCUGCGUCAGACAGUCGAAAAUGACAUCAGUGGCCUGAGACAUAUCUUGGAUGACCUGACCAUGACCAGAUCUGAUCUGGAGCUCCAGAUUGAAAGCCUAAAGGAAGAACUGAUUUACUUGAAGGCAAACCAUGAGGAGGAAGUCUCUGAGAAAAAGCAGCAUGCAGCAGGAACGGUGAGCGUGGAGUUGGAUGCUGUUCCUGGUGUCGGCCUUCUAAACACACUGAAUGACCUUAGGGAGCAGUAUGAAUCUAUUGCGGAUAGAAACAGACGGGAAGCUGAAGCUUGGUUCCUCAGCCAGGUUGAAGGUCUACAGAAAGAAGUUGUCAGCAGCACCCAGCAAAUACAGAGCACCAAGAGUGAAAGCACCGAACUGAGACGUGGUUUGCAGAGUCUGGAGAUUGAGCUGCAGUCCCAGUUGAGCGCUAAAGCCGGGUUAGAGGCAUCGUUGGCAGAGACAGAAGGUCGCUACGCUGCACAGCUCUUCCAGAUUCAGAACAUCAUUAGCAGCAUGGAGGCUCAGCUUUCAGACCUUCGUUCAGACCUUGAGCGACAAAACCAGGAAUACAGGACUUUAUUAGACAUCAAGAGUCGCCUAGAACAGGAAAUUGCCACAUACCAUCAGCUCCUGGAAGGACAGGGAGGCCUAAUCGCAGCUGGAGCAAAUAGCAGUUCAGGGUCCAGCAGUGGAAGCACAACUACCCGGGUACAUGCCAUAAUAAAGGAAGAAUCUGGUGGAAAGGUGGUGUCUUCCACACUUCUCAAGUCUUUCUGAGAUGUUCCUGCCGACCAGAGACACCUCCAGCAUGGGAUUUAGGGGCAGAGAAUAACGGUGUGAGCUGCUACGGAACCCUCUUUCAUACCCAGGGGCUUCAUACAGAAACACAGAGAAGGCUUUGUGCUGUCUUCCCAUUCUCAGACUAUUAGACAAGAGCUCUCUUAAGGUCCCCAUACACGGCCGAUUCUAGCUGCCGAUAUGGGUCCCUUAGACAGAUUCGGCAGCUAAUCGGCCCGUGUAUGGGCACUACCGACGGGCCUGCCCGACUGAUAUCUGGCCUGAAAUCGUCCAGAUCUCGAUCGGGCAGGUUAGAAAAUACAGUCGGAUCGUUGAUGCAGUCCCUGGACCCACUUUUCCUAUUCCCGUCGUUAUAAUUCGAUCGUUUGGCCUGGAUUCUCCCGAUAUCGCCCACCAGUAGGUGGGGAUAUCGGAGAAGAUCCACUCGCUUGGCGACAUUGCCAAACGAGCGGAUCGGCCCAUGUAUGGGGACCUUUACUGUGUGUAACCCCAUAAAGCGGAGAAGGUUUUACUAAAAUAUUGAAUAAAAUGAUUUCAAUGUAAUAAACAAACAUAACUACACUGAUAAUCUGCAAAACCUUGUCACUUGGUGGAGAAUGUUCUUUCUAAGUCAAAUAAAGGUCUUCAUGGGUUGUGCAGAUGUU